Molecule: messenger RNA, 1489 nt
Organism: Papaver somniferum (opium poppy)
Lineage: Eukaryota; Viridiplantae; Streptophyta; Magnoliopsida; Ranunculales; Papaveraceae
Exons: 8
Coding region: 440-1273 (277 amino acids)
Source: RefSeq, a predicted model, not a curated record
UAAACCCUUUACUGCUUCAUCUAAUCUCUAAGAAAACUCACAUUCUUCUUCCGGUUGAUGUUUUGCUCCUCCGCCAUGCACCGAUCAGCUUUGAUGCAUUCAUAUUCAGUUUAUUCACAUAGAUCACAAGAAAUAUGGGCUUGGUUACUAAUUCCUUUUACUCUAUGGAUAUGCGGCAUUUUCAGUCAGUGUCCGGUACGGGGCAUACGGAAAUUCUAAUUUGCCUUUUGGACCGAACUCUUCCCGACUCUUCAAGGCUAGUUCAAUUUUUGUGCAACAAAUUCAAGUUAAAGAUGAUUGGAAGACAGGGGUUUCAGUUUAUGGGUUUUCAGAAGAGCCUGAAUUGAGCUUGAAUGUAAAUUGUUGGAAUUUUUCGAGGUUUUUACAUGUAAGGCCCUAUCGACGUCAGGGUUUCUCAUUAUGGCUGAACAAAGGCUCAAUGAUUCAGAUGAAAUGGGCAGCUGAUGUUAGUGAUUUUAAUGACAUAUUGGUGGUCUUAUACAAGGGACAACAUAAUUUUGCAACUCUGGAGCCUGUGACAGCUCCCCCUGGUUCCAUCUUCUCCAGUAAUUCGACUGAUGGUACGAGUCGUAGGACACAGGUUAAGUACUUAAUUGAUGAAGGCGACAACUACUACAUAUGCGUCAUAAACAUGAAAGCCAGACCCAUUGUAAUGAAGAUUGAUGUCAAUGUUUCAUCAACAAUGUACGAUAUCACAAAGGCAAACAACAAGUGUUCGACAGUAAACGGAUUAUGUCAACUCAAUCUUCUGUUCCCAAAAGAACAGUUUCUCGUCCUAGCCACACCGAACAAUGGAGAUAUAAACGGAUGGUAUAUCGAACUUUCUUUCGUUGCUCGUGUGAUUACAUAUAUUGCAAUCUUAGGACUUCUAGUGAUUUUUCUGUCGCUGAUCCUAAAGUACAUACUAGCGUGGGAGACAUCGAGGGAUAUCGAACCCAUACCGGAACUAAGGUCGGCAAAUGAGACUGACCCAUUAAUACCACCAACGGCAGGGAAACCUGGUUCAUUCAUAUACGGAACAGGUGAUGAAGACGAUCUCGAAUCACAAACGUCUAACUCUUCUGACGAUUUGUAUGAUGGGAAAAUAUGCGUAAUUUGCUAUGACAAACAGCGCAAUUGUUUCUUCAUUCCUUGUGGUCAUUGUGCCGCUUGCUAUCCUUGUGCUCAAAGGAUUGUUUCGGAAGGGGAGAGCAGGUUUUGCCCAGUAUGUAGAAGGCUAAUUCACAGGAUAAGAAAAUUGUAUAAUUCUUAGGGCCAACCUUGGGGUUGGCUAUGCUGUAAUGUUGAUAUAUUUUGCACUGGGGAGAUCAAUUAUGCGUUAAAGAGGUUGAGUAAUUCGGUCGAAGUACUCUGUUAGAAGCGACUAAACUUUAAGCCUAUGAUAUAAUAAAAAUACAAGCAAGAGUUAUACUUGAAAUGUUAAUUUUGGCUGGUCAUAUAACUUUUCUUUGGAUCUAAAUAUUCUGGA